This is a messenger RNA of Leptidea sinapis, 3175 nucleotides long. Its product is annotated as transmembrane protein 39A. Gene Ontology annotation, cellular component: membrane. The record is from RefSeq and is a predicted model, not a curated record. Bases 140 to 1657 code for a protein of 505 amino acids. Lineage: Eukaryota; Metazoa; Arthropoda; Insecta; Lepidoptera; Pieridae. The transcript has 8 exons.
UGAAUGACGGUGACGUGUGUUGUGGUAACAAUAAAUAUUAAUUGUAUUUUGAAUUUUGAUCCAGAUUUUUGUAAGUGUGUUAAAUAUUCGAAUCUGCAUCAAAAUAAAUAACAAUUGUGAGAUUUUUAUCAUGUAAGUGAUGAGUUGUGACGAAAAUGAAAGUGGGCCUUUUGUUGUGUUCUUUCUACCGACGGUUCUUGGCUGUCUGACUAUUUUAUUAGCCCGGCGCUGGGCUUACUCGCAAGUGAAUAAUACAUCUUCCACUGCGAUUUCGAGGAGACGAAAAAUUAUAAAGGAUCCACUGAUCAAGCGGCCUUUACCUUUUGUUACUAGUAAAAUGGUUGCUCCAAAAAAAGUUGCAGCAACAACUAAGAAGGCUGCACCUGUACAGGAAGAAGCUCUAACAAAUGGGAAACAUGUCAGAACACGUCUAUUGUCAAAUACCCCGGAUGUAAAGUAUCCCGAGAUGUCGUCACCAGCACCGCCAAAACAUAUUCCAUUCCCAUACAUACCACAGGAUGGAGAGCUGCUAUUUGAAGUGAUGACAUUUGUAUUCCUGCUUGUAGCAACCGGUUUGCAAUUUCUCAAUUUGUAUAGGACAGCUUGGUGGUUGCCGAAUUCAUAUAAUAACCAGGCUAUGCACUUUCAUUUGAUAGAUCCACACGUGGUGAUGUUUAUAAUAGGAGUUAUCAGUCCAAGAUUACUAUUAAGUAUAAGUGUUGCAGUCUUGAAGCUGGUUCUUGCACCAAAAGUGUUGCCAGUAGUAAUAAUUGGAGUGAGAAUGUUCAUUCUAGGAGCUGUUAUUGGUGUGAUGAGUUGGAGUACAUAUUUCCUACUACUAAAGUAUCCCUUGAUGAAAAUGGUGUAUUUAAUUUACCCCUCAGUAAUAUAUUUUGGGCUCUUUGGACUACAAACAGAGGCAUUCCUCGAGUUAAAUAAUUCUGACAUGCUGCCAAUGCACAGUUGUUCACACGACCCUGAACAGAUCAGGUCAGAGGUGGAGAUGUUGAGAGAAGAUUUCAAUUUGCGGGUCAAGAAGAUACUCUUCCAUUCCAUUUUAGGAGCUUAUUACACUAGCUUUGUGCCAUGCUGUUUUGCACAGCCAUACUUGUACUAUGAUGUGCUGUCAGCUGCCCAGCAGUUGGGUCUAGUGUGGGGGUGCCUCUGCGGCCGGUACGCAUCGCAGCUGUUACCGGCCGGCCUCAUUGACACUCCCCACAGAGCUGCCAGGCACCUGGGAUGUUGGAAGCUGGAAGGUCCAGAUGCGACGGACAGUAGUAGCUCUGUGACGCAGUGGUCCGAAGACCGUUUCUGGCCACAGGGGUCACGGGUUCGAUGCUCGCAGCAGGUGUACGUAGCGAAUGCACCCACAGUUGCCGCCGACCCAGCGAAUGUGUCGCAUGCUAGAUUCUUUGCGGUGUUCAACAACCCAUCGAAACUCCUCUGUCUGAUGGUUUGUCUGCAACUUUCGUUAAUACUGAUACAGCUGUGUUUGCUGUUCAGCUCGAUAAUUUGGCAUUACUACCUUUCGGUGGUCGUGCUAUUGUUUAUCAAUUAUUACUCUUUGUACAAAAUGUUGAGAGAUUAUCUUGUGGCGUGGAAGGUGUAUAGGGCAGAGCUUAUGAUACAGGACAAAAAUAAUGCGCAGGCUAAUUAAGUUGAUUGCGGUACGAUAUGAGUCAAGUGUGUGGACGCUAUGUGCGAAUUAAAUUUGUAACUAAAAUUUUUGAACGAUUCUUGAGAUUUGGAAGAGCGACAUCUCAAGUCAAUUUCCUAAUAUGCAAUUGUUGGUAAUCAUCAACUGUAAAGUAGAUCGUGUAGAUGCAGCCACAACCUGAGAACUAAACAAUACAUACUAAGAUUUACGAACCAUGUGUCACUCGAACGGUUGGCUCAGUGGAAGAGCGCUCGGGCGGAAUCCAGUUCGAGUCCCGUAGCGUUUAUAAAUUUUGGUUACAAAUUUAAUUUGUAUAAUUAAUCCCAAAAUUGGGGAUAUCACUUUAAAAGUAACAAAUUGUUUGGGACGUCAUUUUGAUUUUCUUAAGCGAAUAUUGUGAAACAAUAAAAUAUACUUUCUCUUGUAUUCUAACUCAGUUUGUGCAUAUUUAAGGCAAAUGUAGUAGAUAUGUCUGAAAAUAAUGUUUUUGUGUGCGUGCAUUGCUCAGAAUAGAUGUUAAAUGUCAACCACGGACGAGUAAAAAAAGAAGGACUCCGCGCCGUGAUAUUAGCAAGUGAAGCACCGUUAUGCUAGUGUGUGUGCGGUUACGGGGGAUAGUAGUUACACAAUUUUUUCUCCCUUAAAUAAUCAUAUAUGGCCACAAAUACCUAAUAUAUAGAAUCGAUUUACACUUUUUCACAACGCACUACGGCAUUUUUUUAAUAUUUUAUUGAGACGCAAACUGAUCUGUCACAGACGAUGACAAUUCUCAUAAUAACCGCCUAUCGGCCUGUAGUUGUGUAAGUGUGUGCAUGGGACUAUGUAUUUACAUGUUAAUCGGCUUGUUUUGAUUCUACACUGUUAUGUAAGGUGACACGGAGUCCUUAUUUUUUUACUAGUCCGCGCUGUCAACCUCAAUUUUUGAUGUUAUACCUCUUUAGGCGCGUUAUGAAAAAAUGAUGAGAGUGAAAUUUUUAGAUGCGCGCGCAUCACUAACAUAAAAGUGACAGGUUGAAGUUGGUUCCUAAAAUUUUCUGACGUUUGCGUCAUUCGUUAUUUUUUCUUGGUUUCUUCGUCCAUAAUUAGAACAGGCAAAGGGUUCAAGCCCAUACAGCCGUAUUCAUUAUUUAAUGUCAAAGCCAUCUUUGCAAGUUUUUUACAAAAUUGUUCUAUCUAAAAACGUAGAAUAGCACAAGGAAUAAAUCAUUUUAAUGAUUUUUGCUUCGUUAGGCCAAAGAAGUAUAACUUCUUGCGUGCAUACAUAAGACACACUUUUUUUUACAGCUCACAUCAUCCAGACGUAUAAAUGAUCUAUGUUUUCGCCAUUCGACAACGUUAACAAUAACACCAAGCGUCCAUGCUGCUCAUGACAUCGCACUGAUCUGACAAUCGCCGCCAUUUUGUCUCGUAUAUUGACGUGUUUGAACGAAUGUGUUUAAGUCUAGUUGAACAAAAUAUAUCUAGUCAAACAUUACUCUGUUUUACUAAUUAUACUGAAUAUACACAUUAAGAUUCUCA